Mauremys reevesii (Reeves's turtle) is the source of this 1338-nucleotide messenger RNA. It is a transcript of the gene APOF, whose product is annotated as apolipoprotein F. Bases 174 to 1313 code for a protein of 379 amino acids. Gene Ontology annotation, biological process: cholesterol metabolic process. Lineage: Eukaryota; Metazoa; Chordata; Testudines; Geoemydidae. The record is from RefSeq and is a predicted model, not a curated record. The transcript is spliced from 2 exons.
GGCCGAGGCUGUUGCAAUCGGCUGCCCGAUAAGGGAUCACCUGGCCUGGGCGAGGGCUAUAAAAGGGGCCAGGCAGGCUCUGGGCCAGGCAUCCUGCCCUCCCGCCUGGUGCCCAGGAGCUCCUGAUCUCCGUGCCCAGGGUCUGUGCUGCGCCCCCGAAGGACCGGCCCACCAUGCACCAGCCACUUCUCUGCUGCUGCCUGCUCCUGCUGUGCCAUGAGCUACAUGGGCUCCGGCUGCCCCCCACAGUCCCAGGGGGAGGCGCUGCUGGAACCGUCAAGCCCCCAGGGACGGACGUCACCCCCCUCCCUGCUUCUCCCGAUGCACCCAGCUCCCAUCAGGCUGCUGCCAGGGUGUUGCUUGACUCCCUCCCGGGGCAGCUUCCCCAGCCCGGACUCCCACGGGUGGGGGUCUCCUGCCACGACUUGCUGCCCGAGGCCCUGGAGGGUUUCUCCCAGCUCCCGCCGCUGCCCCAGAUCCUCGCCAGUGCGGCCUUAGCCCUCUCCCUGCAAGGGGCUGGCUGCCCCCUCCAGGCCGAGGGGCUGGUGCUGCGGCUCUACGGGGCGGUGGGGGUGGAUGAUGCCAACGCGCUGCUGCUGGGGAUAGCAGGACUCCCAGGCACCCCCAGGCAGGGCGGGAGAGGCAGGACCACCCUGCUCUUCAAUGUGGAUCAGCUGGCAGGGCCGGGCCCCCGGCAUUGCUCGGGCCUGGCCCGGCUCGACAGCUUCCUGCUGCUGGGCCCGGUGGCCAGCACCCACGCCACCUUCCCAGCUGCCGCCGCCGCCUGCCACAGGCUGGGGUCUGCCUGCGCCGGCGUGGCCUCCAACGGGACCGCCUCCUUCUCGGUGAUCGGACAGCCCGGCGCCUACGCCCUGCCGGGCCGCGGGGCCCAGGCCUGGCUGCACCGGUGCCGCUGGGCAGGGAGGAACCGGCGCGGGAGCCCGGAGGCCUGCAGCAGCGAGCGGGAGCGGAAGGUGCACGGCGUGCUGGAGUGGGUGCCCGUGGUCAGCACCUACUACAACGUUGGCACCAGCAUCUACUACGCCUUCCAGAACUGCACGGCGAUGGCCAAGGAGCGGGGCAUCGAGGCGGCCCUGGACCUGAGCUACGACACCCUCGUGGUGCUCGCGGGCGGGGCAGGGGGCACCGUGGGCCUCGGCGUCGGCAUAGGGCUGAAGCCGGCCAUCAAAGCGGGGGUGCGGUCUCUGAUCAGCUACUUCCGGCAGGUGGAGCCGUCCGCCCCCCCGCCCACGAGCUCCUCCAGCCCCGUCACCGCAGCCAGCUCCUUUGUGCCGCCAUCGGUCUGGGUGUGAAUAAAGCGGGGCGCUGCCCAUUUCU